AUGUAUGUACAUCAUAUCACUCUUACUAAUCACGUAUGUGCAUGUGCCAGAUACUCCCUGCAAUUAGCGAUCAAGUACAAGAAGUACUAUAAGUCCUUGUUCCUCGGACUGGUAGAUCUUGCAGUGAUCAACGCAUACAUCGUGCACAAUGCCCAUCGGGCCGCCGUUGGCAAACGCAAGAUGGCUCAUGUCAAGUUCCUCAAGGACCUGCACCUGCAGCUCUGUCAACUCAAGGACGAUGACUGGGAUGGGCUCAUCAACAACGAAAUCCUCAACGCCACCCCGUCCAAGUCACGAUCAAGGUCGCACCGGCCCGAGCACACGCGAGUCCAGAACGACGAAUGGCGCGCUGGCAACAACCAUACGGGCAGUAAGCGGAGGACCCGCGUUUGCAAGGUGUGCUCGCUGCUAAAAGGAACCGAUGGUGUACGUGGCGGAGACUCGUCUAUCUACUGCAGGGAUUGCAAGGUGACUACGUCGUCGAAAAGGCCAAUGGCAUCAAGAGUGUUUCUCUGCGAUAAGCCUUGUAACGGGGUUACACGCACAAGUGGCUACAGUCACUUGUAA
Phytophthora sojae is the source of this 567-nucleotide messenger RNA. RefSeq lists its product as hypothetical. The record is from RefSeq and is a predicted model, not a curated record. Bases 1 to 567 code for a protein of 188 amino acids. NCBI's taxonomy places the organism in Eukaryota, Oomycota, Peronosporomycetes, Peronosporales, Peronosporaceae. The transcript has a single exon.